Messenger RNA from Prorocentrum cordatum, 409 nucleotides. The record is from the annotation of a GenBank genome assembly. Lineage: Eukaryota; Dinophyceae; Prorocentrales; Prorocentraceae.
GCCCGACGUCAUCAGCAUCCGGGUGUCGCUCGGCAGGUGCGCCGCCGCGGGAGCCCGCGCCGAGCUGGGCGCCGUCCUCGCCCUCGCGCGGCGCCUCCUGGCGGCCCCCGGCCAAGAGGAGGGCCGGCCCGGCCCGGGCGGCCUCAUCGUCGCCGCCAACGAUGAUGCGCGCCCACGCGGCCCUGGACAGCUCGGGCUGUGCUGCCCGCGGCGGCCCCUGCGGCCGGCGGUCGCUGCGAGCGGGCAGUGGUUUCGGGGAUUCCCCCAGGCCUUGAGCGGGACUCAGGUGACGCGCGCGGAGUGGGGCACAGGUCGCGCUGGGACGCUGUCGAGCAGAUGCUUUUUGUCAGCGCCUUUUCCUGCUUUCUCGGGGGGCGGACUUGGGCCUCCUGCCCUGACGCGUCGAUGA